Molecule: messenger RNA, 1469 nt
Organism: Malaya genurostris
Lineage: Eukaryota; Metazoa; Arthropoda; Insecta; Diptera; Culicidae
Gene: ScsbetaG
Product: succinate--CoA ligase [GDP-forming] subunit beta, mitochondrial
Biological process (GO): succinyl-CoA metabolic process; tricarboxylic acid cycle
Cellular component (GO): succinate-CoA ligase complex; mitochondrion
Molecular function (GO): succinate-CoA ligase (GDP-forming) activity; ATP binding
Source: RefSeq, a predicted model, not a curated record
GAAUGACACGUGAAACGUCAACGCAGCGUAACCGGGCUGCAUGGAAAUCGUGCAGUGAUUUUUACCUGAGAAGAUCACAACUUAUAAUUCGGAGUCAUUUAGACAGACAUGACUACACUAGUGCUAUCCAGGGAAUAUGCUAAGCUCUUUUUUCGAGCUUCCCUCAGAAAUGCAUUAUGGACACCAACCCGAAAUUUAAAUUUGUUGGAAUAUCAGAGUAAACGGCUACUGGAAGAUGGUGGAGUAGCAAUUCAAGCAUUUCGAGUUCUUGAGGGGAAAAAGGACGAGGAGGCUCUUAAUGGAUUCAACGUCAACGAGUACGUUGUGAAAGCACAGAUUCUCGCUGGUGGUCGGGGCAAAGGUCAUUUUGAUAAUGGUUUCAAAGGAGGUGUCCACAUCACUAAAGAGCGGUCUCAGGUAAUUUCCUUGGUGAAAAAGAUGAUUGGUGCUAGACUGAUUACUAAACAAACGCCUAAAGAUGGAAUUGUGGUCAACAAGGUAAUGGUUGCUGAUAGUAUCAACAUUGUUCGAGAAACGUAUCUCUCAAUCGUGAUGGAUCGUGAGCAUAAUGGUCCAGUAUUAAUCGCUUCACCGGCCGGCGGAAUGGACAUCGAGGCAGUAGCCGAGCAAACUCCUGAGAAAAUAAAAACAUUCCCUGUCGCAAUCAAAGGCAUCGGACGUGAGUUGGCAGAAGAGAUUGCUCAAUUUCUAGAGUUUAAAGGACCGUUGAUUGCGAAAGCAGCCGAUGAAAUCAUUAAACUCUGCAAUUUGUUUAGUAAGGUUGACGCUACCCAAAUUGAAAUCAACCCAUUGGCAGAGACGGAUGACGGUCGAGUAAUUUCAGUAGAUGCUAAAUUGAAUUUUGAUGAUAAUGCAGAGUUCAGACAAAAAGAGAUUUUUGCCAUGGAGACUCACGAGGACACUGAUCCAAAAGAAAUAGAAGCUAGCAAGUACAAUCUUAAUUACAUCGCGAUGCAAGGCAACAUCGGUUGCCUAGUGAACGGGGCUGGCUUGGCUAUGGCCACUAUGGACAUUAUUAAACUAAACGGUGGCAGUCCGGCAAACUUUUUGGAUGUGGGUGGUAGCGUAAAGGAGGAUCAGGUGCUUAAAGCAUUCCAAAUUUUAACCUCUGACGAAAACGUUAAAGCGAUUCUGGUGAAUGUUUUCGGUGGUAUCGUAAAUUGUGCUACGAUUGCUAACGGUAUCGUGAAUGCUUCCAAAACAAUUGGAUUGAAAGUGCCACUGGUAGUGCGGUUGGAAGGAACCAAUGUAAAUGCGGCAAAAAAGAUACUGCAGGAAUCCGGACUGCAGUUGCGUUUGGCGCAAGAUCUUGCAGCUGCAAAGAAAGCCGUGCUUGCGGUGAAUUAAUUGGUUAACACACGAUAAACUAGAUACGGUGUUUACAGGUUUGAUAGGGUAUAGCAGUUUUUUGGUAUAAAUAAACAGUUCCGUGAAAAUUAUUUCGUAAA